Messenger RNA from Meloidogyne enterolobii, 2830 nucleotides. The record is from the annotation of a GenBank genome assembly. NCBI's taxonomy places the organism in Eukaryota, Metazoa, Nematoda, Chromadorea, Rhabditida, Meloidogynidae.
AUGGGCAUUCUACGCAACAAAGAAAAGUUUUAUGAACCAAUUCGAAUUGAGGAUAUAACUGAUGAUGUAGGCGAGGAUUAUGCCAAGUUUGUUUUUGUUUAUUUUUCAUAAAACAUUUUCUAGUUAUAUUCUUGAAUCUGAUUUUUCUGAUGAUAAUGAGCAGGCUAUUUGUAAGAAUGAAGGACUGAAGAGUUUUCCUUGCAAGAAGACUCGACGCUAUCGUCCACGCAAAUGUGUUGAGAUGGUUGAUGGCCUAGCUCCAAAACGCAACAUGACUCGAUUGAUUAUGAACUAUGCGGAUUUGGAUGAUAUUUAUUUUGAUGGUUCUGAUUUGAUUGAUGAAACAAUUACUGCUUUUACUCGUCUUUUGCGUGAUGAAUCGAAGAUGAAGCUUUGGAAUGAUUUUAUUGAAAUGGACGAAAAAGGCCAAGAAAAGAUGAUUGAGAAAAUUGAAAAAGAAUUGUCUCAAACUAAGGCUUCUGAAAAGCCUUGUUCAUCGAAGAAAGCCACUCAAGGACACAAACAAAAUUCGAUUAAUUUUGCUGAAGAAUGUUUCAAACGUCUUGAUAGAAAAAUUAGAAAUUGUUUACUCAAUCGACGCUCUAUUCGAUUUGAUUAUUUGUCACAAAUCGAGACCGAUCUUCGUGCUUUCUUUGAACAUUGUUCAACUGGUGUCUUUUGUGAACAAAUUGCUUGUCGAAUAAAGCGUUUCUAUAUGCAUGCUGUUUCUCAAUUUCUUCGUUUAAAAUCCCAAACGCUCAACGAUGUUGAUUCUAAAAAUGUUGUUCAAGUGGAAAAUGAUAAAAAUGAAUUUUCACCCCCUGAAGUUUUUCUUUUGGCUAUUCUCAAACGGAAGAGGCAAAAAGGAAGGAAAGGAAGUGAUGAUUGGGUUGAAGAUGAUGAAGUUCAAUAUUCUGAUUGGACAAUAGUUCAAAAUAUGGAUUUAGCUGAAGCUAUUAGUGGCGACGAGGAAGGAGAAGAAGUUCAAAAAUCUAUUGAUCGUGAUCAUGAGGAGGAAGAGGAAGCUGAAAAGUCUAUUGGUAGUGGUGAGGAAGAACUUCAAAAAUCUGCUUGUGAAGUUGGUGAGGGUGAAUUUGCAAACACUGGUGAUGAAGAUGAUAAUGAGGAACCUAUAGAGACCAUUAGUGAAAAUCAGGAAGAUAAUGAAGGCGAAGAUCAAGAUCCUCAGAAUGAAAUGGAUGAAUUAUGUCAAAAGGAUACCGAGGAGGAAUCUCGACAGGAAGGGGAUGGUGAAGAAAAUUUGGGACAAUCUGUUGGGGAAGAAGGUGAGGAACAGCAAAAGGAAGGUGGUGGAGGGUCUCAACAGUCUAACGAGGAAAAUGAAGAGAUCCAAAAUGAAGUUAGUGGUGAGCUUUUGGGACAAACAAUUGAUGGAAAUGAGGAUGAACUUCAACAGGAGGAAAAUAGCGAGGAAACCCUUGAGCCUUCGAGACAAUCGAUUGAUGCAAAUGAGGAUGAACUUCAACAAGUUGAAACUGCUGAGGAAUCUCAAAAAUCUAUUCAUAGUGAAAAUGAAGAGGAACAACCGAAAGAAGGAGAAGAAGACGACGAACAUCAAAAGGACGAUAAUGAUAAUGAAGAAGAACACCCAAAAGUAGGAGAAGAAAACGAGGAACAUCAAAAGGACGGUGAUGAUGAAGAACCUCAAAAUGAAGGCGAAGACGAAGAAGGAUCCGUUAGUGGAGAUGAGCAAAAAGAUGGAGACGUAACUACUUUAAUGCAAAACAUUUUUGGAGAUGAUAUGAGCGAUGAUGAUGAUGAGAAGGCAAAUGAUGGGGGACAGGGGUCAAGUGGAGCAAAAGGAUUUGGAUCUGAUGAUGAACCUAAACUCUUGCGUGUUGAACAGGAUGAGGAAGAAGACGAGUUUGUUUUUAAUAAUUAUUUUACAAAAUGGUUUUUUUUCUUUAGAGACACUCAUGGACGACGAUGGGAUUUUGAUAUAAUGCUAGACAAAAAGAAGCUUGAUCGACGACGUCGCCGUCGUAGAGAUGGAUCUAUUGAUUUAAUGGCAGAUGCAGAUGAUCAAAUUAGAGAAUUAAUUGAUGCUAUGAAUGAAGCGGCAAAUGAUGAUCGUACAGCUAAUAUUGACCGUCGACCAGCUGUUAAGAAAAGGAAGAUGCUUUCUUUGGUUAAAAAUGCGUUGGUUAAAGUUGAUCUUUUUGAGGCAAUGCUUGAAAAUGGAAUGGUUAGUGCUAUAAGUGAAUGGUUAGCUCCUUUGCCUGAUAAGUCGCUUCCUGCUUUGGAAAUUAGAUGCACCUUUUUGAAAAUUCUUGAACGUUGGCCUAAUUUGGAACAGGGAAUCCUCAAACAAUCUGGUCUGGGUAAAGCAGUUAUGUACUUAUAUAAACAUCCAAAAGAAACGAAAGAAAAUAAAUUAAUUGCGGCAAAACUUAUAAGAGAAUGGUCUCGUCCAAUUUUUCAGCUGGAUAGCGAUUUUCGUUCAUUAAGUAAAGAAGAGCGUGUUCAACGGGAUUAUUCACAAAUGCCACUUGCCAAACGCAAAAGACUUUCAGUUGAUGAAGAUAAUAGUGGACAAAUAUUUUCUUCAAAAAAAUUGCAAAAAGAAAAGGAUGAUGGGCCAAAACGUCCUGGUGAUCCUGGUUUUAUUAUGCGUGCUCGUGUUCCUAAACUUUCAACUAAAGAUUAUGUUGUUCGACCACAACCACAAAUUGAAAGUCAAUUUAGAGGAGAAACGAAAAAUAAACAGGCUUCUCGUUUUGUUCGAGCUCAACGUGAAUUUCGUCAAACAAAUAAAACUGGGCUUGUUAAACGCGCUGUUGGUGUGAGUAUUUCUGGGAAGAAUCUUUAA